AUGUCUGAUAUGAAGCACGGUUCAAACAGAGGUGGCAGGCGUCAUAUUCAAAGGAAUGCUUGGUCGGAUCGGGUGGGGUCGGGCAAACAGAUCAUAGUGUAUGGUGGUGCGGAAGGCUCAGAUCUUGAUGCAAAGUUGGCUAGACGCAAGGCACGAUUUGCCAAGGAAGAUACGCAAUUCCAGAGGGAUAAGGAGAAAAACUUUGGUCUUACUAGUAGAGGAGAAGAUCUAAGACUACAGACGGAUGAAAACGCUAGGACAAAGUUGUACGAGAACACCAUCAAAAGAAGCAGGCAGUUUAUUAGGGAAGGAGGAGAAGGAAGAAAUAGAGACGACAUCUUGAUGAAUUUCCGAAAACUUCGGGAAAGCAUACUACGGCUAGGCGCUACAGAGUCUAGCAAGAAGAUACUACUUGGCUCAAUGAGGUUUUCGGCUUGGAUUGGGCAUUACCAGUCAUAUAUUCCGACAAUUAACGAGCUACUCGAUAACCAACAUCUUGACAGCACAUUUCUUGACCAUAAAGAACUUGAAGAAGCUUGGAGCUAUCUUUGCUUGCACGUUGUCCAUUUUGGAAUGGAGUAUGAGAAAGGAUUUAGAAUAUUCUUUGACCACGUUAAAGGUAACGAGACGGUGUAUCGUUUGUUGGUCUCUUACACUACUAAGGAUUAUUACACAUGGAUGAAGAUUUAUAGUCUUCUUUCGAAGGAAAAGAAGGACUGGCAAAAAAUCAACUAUUUUAAAAUUCUUCAGUCCGCUGCUUAUGAUGUGGUGUUGAAAUCAGUGAUUAAACAACUGCAAUGUUCGUACUUUGUGCUGGACAGGAAGCUUAUAGAGGAAUUCACUGGGUUGCAAUACGAAAUAUUAGUCAAGAGAUUUGACUUGAAUUGGACUCUUGAUUUGGUUUCCUCGCUUGUAAAGCUGAGAGAAAGAGGUUCCAGGGAAAAAGGUGACAUAGCACAGAUAAAUUAA
This is a messenger RNA of Brettanomyces nanus, 969 nucleotides long. RefSeq lists its product as uncharacterized. The record is from RefSeq and is a predicted model, not a curated record. Lineage: Eukaryota; Fungi; Ascomycota; Pichiomycetes; Pichiales; Pichiaceae. The transcript has a single exon. Bases 1 to 969 code for a protein of 322 amino acids.